Messenger RNA from Mizuhopecten yessoensis (Yesso scallop), 2781 nucleotides. RefSeq names its product potassium voltage-gated channel protein Shaw-like. Gene Ontology annotation, cellular component: axon; voltage-gated potassium channel complex; dendrite membrane. Lineage: Eukaryota; Metazoa; Mollusca; Bivalvia; Pectinida; Pectinidae. Gene Ontology annotation, molecular function: delayed rectifier potassium channel activity; protein binding. The record is from RefSeq and is a predicted model, not a curated record. Gene Ontology annotation, biological process: protein homooligomerization; potassium ion transmembrane transport. Bases 794 to 2758 code for a protein of 654 amino acids. The transcript is spliced from 9 exons.
CAGACAAGCUUUCGCGCCAAAGUCUGAGACUUGAUGUUUCAGCUGCUGUGAACAUAGCUUGUGACGUCACCAUGAUGAUUAAGUAUGGUGUUUGUUAACAGUGCUGUGAGAGGCUUACCUGUGCUUUUGAGGAUUUUACCUGUUUCUAAGAUCCAUAAGUGGAUACGGAGUUUAAAGUGUUUCAGUUGGAUAUCGUACCUCGAGUAUGGAUGCUGAGUUCAGGAACAUAUCCACUUCAUCACACAUAGAUGUAGGGGUUUCCAUACGUUUGUGGGCCAAUUGUGCCACUAUGACGUCACCACCUUAACACCCUAGCUGAGAAUGACUCUGAAACAAGCCUUACACUUCGCUACCAUUCACAAAUUUCGACCAUGAGAUAAGUCAGGAAAGCGUAUGGAGUUACACAACCACUAUGGGAAAGAGAAAGAAAGAAGUUACCCCCGUUCCGUGAUAAGUACUGUGUUUCCCAGCCGAGGAUAAGACACUGCUGUGAUACAGACACACACGUGUCAAUAUGAUAUUGAGGCUUCCAAAGUGCGCUCAUCACUUCCGGUUUCCAAAUACUUAAACGCAAUGACGUUUCUGUUUGAUGCCCAACUCUGUGAUAUGAAUAUGGUUAAAACGUCAGUAUGACCCUGGUUAUUGCUAUCAGUGAUACAAAAGGAUAAUUGUUUAUGUGUAUCUGAUUAUUCCGUUCGGAGUUAUAAAAGGAUAAUUAUUAAUUAUAGUGAGUUCAAUGAAAAUAAAGCUUGGGAAUUUUUUCCGGGUGUUUUAAAACAAAAUAUAAACCGAGAUGUCGAUGAACACACUUGACGCGGAUAACCGUGUAAUUCUCAACGUCGGUGGUAUACGGCAUGAAACGUACAAAGCCACUCUUAAGAAAAUUCCGGCCACACGUCUGUCAAGACUGACCGAAGCAUUGGCCAAUUAUGACCCUGUGUUGAAUGAAUACUUCUUUGACAGACACCCAGGAGUGUUUGCUCAAAUCCUGAACUAUUAUCGGUCCGGGAAGCUCCAUUAUCCCACGGACGUGUGUGGUCCAUUAUUCGAGGAGGAAUUAGAAUUCUGGGGACUGGAUUCGAACCAGGUGGAGCCCUGUUGUUGGAUGACGUAUACGUCACAUAGAGACACACAGGAUGUGUUAGGGAUUUUGGACAGACUCGAUCUGGAUACGGACAAACCCACUGAGGAAGACAUUAUGAAGAAAUUUGGGUGGGAGGAGGAAUAUCGUACAGGCGAACUGAACUGUUGGCAACGGAUCCAGCCGAAAAUAUGGGCGCUCUUCGACGAACCUUACUCCUCAUCGUCGGCAAAGAAGGUGAUCGCCGUGGUUUCAGUUUUCUUCAUUGUGGUUUCAAUACUAUCCUUCUGUCUAAAAACUCAUCCGGAGAUGCGAGUUCCGGUCUUGCGCAACGCAACCUCAAAUGCGUCAGACGGCAACUUGACAUGGCGCCUGGAAAAACGGAAAACAGAGCCACACGAAGCAUUCUUCUAUAUAGAGUGUGCGAGUAAUGCCUGGUUCACGUUUGAAAUUAUCAUUCGUCUAAUAGUUGCUCCAAAUAAGCUGGAUUUUCUCAAAGCACCGGUGAAUAUAAUAGAUAUAAUAGCCACGCUUUCAUUUUAUCUGGACUUUCUAUUAACAAGUCUAAAACAGGAGAGCGACAUUCUGGAGUUUUUUAGUAUUAUCCGUAUUAUGCGGCUGUGCAAAUUGACUAGACACUCGGCGGGCUUGAAGAUUCUCAUCCAUACGUUCAAGGCUAGCGCCAAGGAGCUGAUUCUUUUGAUUUUCUUCCUCGUCUUAGGUAUCGUGAUCUUCGCGGCUCUCAUAUUCUAUGCCGAGAGAAUCCAGUACAAUCCUGAAAAUGACUUCACCAGUAUCCCUGUUGGACUUUGGUGGGCUAUUGUUACAAUGACUACCGUAGGGUACGGGGAUAUGGCGCCUAAGACCUAUGUUGGCAUGUUUGUGGGAGCACUAUGCGCCCUCAUGGGCGUACUAACGAUCGCCCUUCCCGUUCCCGUCAUUGUCAGUAACUUUGCCCUCUUCUAUUCCCAUACGCAAGCGCGCUCUAAAUUGCCGAAAAAGCGAAGAAGAGUGUUACCUGUAGAAGCGUUGCGCCCAAAAGGUCCCAAGGCGGCGGGGAUGCCCGGGGGGCAGGGACCGACCAAUAGGCGCAUGAACGCCAUCAAACAGAAUCACCCAGGGGCGCUGAAUACAAAAAUUAGCCGAAUAGCCCAAGGGGGUGCUAUCCAGGAAAUGUUUCCUUUCCGUAGCCGCAAUGGCGAAGAGAGUAUCCCAAUGUUGAUGCUAAACCAUACGUCAGACAGGGAGAUGGAUUCUAUGCCCCGCACACGUCCCCUUAACACUGUGGAAAAGUCUCCGCCCCGACUCGUGGAAAUAAGUUCCAAUCCCGGCACUCCACUAAAAGUUACUGAAAUUAAGGUUUCUGAUACCGGGGGAGCUACCACGGCUUUGUCCAGCCUCAUUAUGGCACCGAGUGCUAAUCUUAAUGCAAAUUCUAAUGUUGUUACCAAUAGCAACGCUUUACCAAAUUCAGUUCCAACGACGAUACCCUCAAUAUCACCUACCACAGAGAAAAAAAACUUACUCAAAAGUAUACGAGGAGACGGCGCUGAUGUGGGUAAGGCGCCCUCUGGCGGAACGACAGCAAACAAUACAAGCAUUGAACAACGAUCAGCCAACCAUUCUCCCUCCUCUACUCCUCCCACCACAAACAACCUCGUAGCCGUGAACACGUAACCACUGUGGACCAGCACGAGUAG